This is a messenger RNA of Chaetomium fimeti, 2600 nucleotides long. RefSeq lists its product as uncharacterized. The record is from RefSeq and is a predicted model, not a curated record. Gene Ontology annotation, cellular component: chromatin. Gene Ontology annotation, biological process: DNA-templated transcription; regulation of transcription by RNA polymerase II. Lineage: Eukaryota; Fungi; Ascomycota; Sordariomycetes; Sordariales; Chaetomiaceae. The transcript is spliced from 6 exons. Gene Ontology annotation, molecular function: RNA polymerase II cis-regulatory region sequence-specific DNA binding; zinc ion binding; DNA-binding transcription factor activity, RNA polymerase II-specific. The coding region runs from base 1 to 2247 and encodes 748 amino acids.
AUGGCCGAUGCUCUAGGCCUUCACCGCUGCCCUGUUUGCUUCAAGACAUACAAGAGACGCGAGCACUUGCAGAGGCACCGCAGCUCGCAUACGUCGGAACGCCCUCAUCGCUGUGUUGUGUGCGGUGCCUCAUUUCAGAGGUCCGACGUGCUGAAGCGUCAUCUCCAGACCUGCGAUGGCCCCUCCACCCCGUCCUCUAGUCGCCGCCGCGCCUGCGAUCGUUGCGUCCGCCAGAAGAAGGCUUGCAACUCUACCCAGCCGUGCUUCAAUUGCCAGCGACGCUCGGUCGUGUGCCACUAUUCAAACCCGCCAGCCCCGCCGUCGUCAUCCCAACCCGCAGCAGCAGCAGCACCCCCGCUUAUCGACGAUGCAUCUGGCCACAGCAACCCCGACGAAACUGUUGUGAGCAAUCACGUUCCGCAGCCAGACCAAGGGCCCAGUGAACUAGUCCUCGCCGACUCCACCUUCGACCAUGUGCCGUUUGACGACCUCGAUACCUUAAUCCAGGAGACAGUCUCGCAGUUCCAAAUCCCGGACAGUUGGUUUGCUGUCAGCCCCUCGCAAUCAAGCGCAACGACGGCGACUCUUGACGUCGAAUCCGAGCCCUUCCAUCAUAACCCCCCCAGUGACUCUCUCCCUUCCCGCUACCGAGGUUAUUCUUUCCGCUUCUUGAGUGACUUCACGAGCAGAACCGGCCUGGUCACGUCGUUCGAGUGCGCUACCCUGGCCCAGCGCCAACAGAUCGUCUCGACAUUCCAUCAGUCGUAUCUCGACCACCAGUCCCUCGAUUCGUUAGGCAUUCUUCCACCGCCAUCUCUACCACCAGAAGAACUGCCCUCGCAAAUUCCAGGCUUCGUCUCGAGUGUCGGGCCGGAAAGCGGCGGCCUGUCUUCGUGGUCCUUUUGGCUGCACAACCCCAUCGUCGUCAACCUACAGCAGGUCGUUCUGCUCGUUAAAAAUGUCGUAAGGGUGAAGCCGAACAACAGCACCAUCACACUGAAUUGGUCGACGGCCCUUGAACAACAAUGUUUGCGGUUCUUUUCCCCUCCUCGGUUUGCCAAGUUCAUCGAGCUGUACUGGUCUGUUUGGCAUCCGAAUGUCAAUUUCCUUCACCGGCCCACCUUUAACCCGACGGUUACCAAACCGAUUCUGCUGGCUACCAUGGCUCUGAUUGGGGCUUGUGUAUCCCCAGACCCCGUGGACAUCGAUGAUGCCAGAAUGUGGUUCAACUGUGUCGAGGAGAUGGUCUUUACCGACGACGAUUUCUUCCCCGUCGGCACCAGUGAAAACCGCCAGAAGCUCCAGGCCCUGCAAGCUGCCUACCACGUCUGUCUUUACCAGAACUGGGAGGGGACGGACGCCGGUAAACGGCGAAUCAGACGGCACCGGUUCAGCACUGUGGUAUCAACCGCACGAGACCUUGGAAUAGACACGGCCAGGCACAUGGACUAUAGCGCCCAACCCAAACACGAAUUCAGCUGGUAUGAAUUCGUAAUGAGAGAGGAACUGAUUCGGAUUUUCACAUGGAUAUUCCUCCUCGAUACGGCCUUCGUCAUCUUCAACAACCUCCCCCAUCGGAUGGUCAUCAAGGAGAUGAAGAUGUCCAUGGCGAGUCCCGAGGCCUGCUUCCAGGCAGCAACGGCAGAGGAAUGUAUCGACCAGAUCUAUCGCUGGAUGCCGUUGACCAGCCCGUUUUGCACCUUGCUUCUUCGUGACGCCAUCGAGAACCUGUGUCUGGACAACUUGACGCAAGAAGUACAACAGCAAUACUCCCAACUCGGCCCGUUGAACCUGUUCGCGAUGGUGUCAGCGAUACAUUACAUGAUCUUUCAGCAUCAAAACCUAUUUGCCGUCGAAGGUCAGCUCGUCCCCAUCCGCAAUGGACUGCGGAAUUGGAUUGGUAUCUGGGAAAAGUACGCCGAGGUGCCGUCAGCCGUCUCCCCGCACGGUUUACUCCAAGAGGAUUGCCCAGCACCGGCCUUGAUGUGGAAGCGCAUUGGUUUCGUCCGCUUCUCGCACGAGUACUGGCUGCUUGGGAGUCUCCUCACGGACCGCCUAUCGGCGACGACGGUGGCAUCCGCGGAUAUGUCUUCGGCAAAUGCUAGCCUGCCGGGUCUCUUUUCGACAUCGGCCAACGGUCGUGGUAAAGCCAGGUCCGCCGAGCCUAUCCUGGAGAAGUAUGACCAAACCAGCAUGCGCCAGGUCAACGACUUGAUUACCGACUUUCAAAAGUUCACCAUUGGGUGAUCCCGGUUAAGGACAGGCAGGUCAGUCGGGUGAUGUUGAGCAACUUGGACCCCACUGCCCUGUGAUUUAGGAUAUGACGGGUUGCAAAUCGGGCGAGGUCAGGGGACUAGGAUACGGAUACUCCACUGUACAAAAUGGGGGGAGCAUUCUUUUUGGGGGAGUUGAGAGUCCCAGGCGGCAGCCUCCCACAUCCACUCCGCAACUCCGCGGCCACCCUUCAAACUCCCAUCUCGAAGUCCGACCUAUCUAACCAUCCCGUUAACCCGCGCUAAUGCACCUCGAAUACCACCAAUGCCGUCGCCGUAAAUGCCACGGUGGGCCGAUCCGGAUCGGGGCCCCAACUUAGAGUAGUC